AUGGGCCUCUUGUGUCAGAGCCCUGACUUCCGCGAGGAAAAUCAAGACAUUCCUGUCUGUAACGCGCGAUACCCGAAGCUGCGGACCUGUUACAAGCGAAUUUCAUCCUCUGUCUGCCUUAAACCGCGACGAAACAUGACGGGUCUGGAAAUCGCACGGAUCGAUGUUUUCCAAGUUGACCUGCCAUACGCAGGAGGUGUCUAUCGUCUAUCUGGGGGCCGGAAUUAUACCAGUUUCGACGCCACGAUUGUUCGGAUCACGACCCAGAACGGACUUGAGGGCUGGGGGGAAAGCACCCCUUUCGGCUCUACUUUUGUCGCGUCCCAUGCCCUUGGGGUCAGAGCUGGUAUAGCUGAAAUUGCCCCCAAGCUGAUCGGGCUGGAUCCGCGAAGAGUCGAUCGUAUCAAUGAUGCUAUGGAUGCUGCACUCAUCGGUCACGCACAUGCCAAAACAGCGAUCGAUGUUGCCUGCUGGGAUAUAUUUGGGAAGUCAGUUGGACUUCCUGUCUGCGAGCUAUUGGGCGGUCGCACUGAUGCUAGGUUGCCGAUUAUUUCGUCCAUCCCCGUGGAUGAUCCGGAGGCCAUGCGCAAAAACGUGGCUGAUCAUCGGAAAAGAGGGUACAAAGGGCACUCGGUCAAGAUUGGAGGUGAACCUGCAGCUGACGCCGCGCGCAUCGCAGCGUCUCUCGCUGACAAGCAGCAUGACGAGUUCUUCAUUGUUGAUGCUAAUGGCGGACUGUCUGUUGAAAUCGCUCUGCGAAUGUUGAGGCUACUGCCUGACGGACUGGAUUUCAUCCUGAAAGCACCUUGUCCCACAUGGCGCGAGUGUCUCUCUCUCCGCCGAAGAACCGAUAUACCCAUGAGCAUAGACGAACUUGCAACCGAUGAGGUGUCCAUUGUGCAGCUUGUUGCGGACGAUGCGGCAGAAAGCAUUGGGUUGAAAGUUUCCAAGACGGGUGGUCUAACCAGGUGCCGCCGUGUGCGGGAUAUUGCUCUGGCCGCAGGCUAUACGACAAGUGUACAGGAAACGACGGGCUCAGAUAUUGCGUUUGCGGCGAUAGUUCACCUGGGGCAGACGGUCCCAGUGCGAUCAUUGCGUUGCAUUCUUGAAAGUCGGGAAAUGGUCACGCUCAAGACGGCGGACGGCGCGUUUGAUGUACACGAUGGCUAUAUCUCAGCGCCCACCACGCCGGGCCUAGGAAUUGAACCUCGCUUAGAUGUGCUGGGAGAACCUGUCGCUAGCUACGAUUAA
Messenger RNA from Aspergillus chevalieri, 1251 nucleotides. Its product is annotated as mandelate racemase/muconate lactonizing enzyme family protein. The coding region runs from base 1 to 1251 and encodes 416 amino acids. NCBI's taxonomy places the organism in Eukaryota, Fungi, Ascomycota, Eurotiomycetes, Eurotiales, Aspergillaceae. The transcript has a single exon. The record is from RefSeq and is a predicted model, not a curated record.